Messenger RNA from Pestalotiopsis fici W106-1, 2556 nucleotides. RefSeq lists its product as uncharacterized. The coding region runs from base 1 to 2556 and encodes 851 amino acids. NCBI's taxonomy places the organism in Eukaryota, Fungi, Ascomycota, Sordariomycetes, Amphisphaeriales, Sporocadaceae. The record is from RefSeq and is a predicted model, not a curated record. The transcript has a single exon.
AUGGCACACCAACAAGACCGCUGUCUGAGUGGAACGCACACCUCAGCAGCUGUGUCGCGCUUGGAAUAUCUGAAAGGAUUGAGCAAGAGAUUCUCCAGUCCCACACCCGAGUUGAUCGAAGAUGUACGGUUGAAUCCAUACCUCCGCGAGUACAACCCGGAUGUGGCUUGGGAAUUUCUUUCAAGGGCACCUGUUGUGGUACAGUGGCGGUGGAGAAUGGUCUUCCUAGACCCGAAUGAUCCAGUUUGCGAUCGAUGCGCAAUCUUCCUACGCCGCGGCCGCGUUGGUAGGUCGGCUGACUGGCCUGACUUUUGCAGAGGCUCAUCCGGCCAGGGGACGUGCGACACAGCCGGCGAUGGGGAAUGCGGCGAGUGUGAUGGGCGUAAUUGUACGACCCUUGCAUUGCCGGCCAACAACUGGGCUGUCCGUGAGUACGUCCGCGGACGUUCCUGGCACUGGUAUGAGGGCGUUGGGAAAGUGGCCUGUGACGAAUGCCGUCAGCAUGGGGAAGUUGAAACCAAUUGUGAGGUGUGGCAAGAUGAUGGCUGUUCAAACUGCAAGAAGAACGGCCGCAAGUGCCGCGUCCGAGGUCUCCCUCACGGGAGUUGCCAGGAACGCUUAAAUCGCCGUAGCGGCCACGAGAACCUGAUCUCCGAGCCCUUUGUUGACCCCCACGAUGUUGGAACCGAUCUAGUGCACCUAUAUGCUGUUUCCAGUGGCGGCGCAGAGGCGCCCGGCGAACCGCCAUUGGAGCGUCUCACAGAAGCGACGCGGGACCCGAAGCUCCCAGCUCCCACGGGCGCCCGGUACUUUGCCAGCUUGGCCCAGGCUCAAGAAGCGCUCCUCAAGGGUGGCGCCGUUCGGACCACGAAGGGGGAUGACGCCCCUCCCCCCACCAAAAGGGCAGAUGCCGCGUUGCGAUGCGAACGAUGCAAACGCCUGGGGGUCGAGUGCAAGAAAGGCAGUCGGGCCAAAAGUUGUGCCAAGUGCAACAGCGCCGGUGUCAGAUGCCGGUUCGACCCAACUGCUCACUUGAAGGCCCCCCAGGUCACGCAUGUCAUGAAGGCUGAGUGGGAUUUGGACGUGAGGGCACCUAAUGGUCGAUGGCUUCGUGAGGACGAAAUAAAGGAGCGCAGUAAGUCCGCAGAAGAGAAGGCAAAGGAGCAAGAGGAGCUCAAACGACUGGAGGCUGAGAAAGCUGCUGCUGAAAAGGCUGCUGCUGAAAAGGCUGCUGCUGAAAAGGCUGCUGCUGAAAAGACUGCUGCUGAAAAGGCUGCUGCUGAAAAGGCUGCUGCUGAAAAGGCUGCUGCUGAAAAGGCAGCAGCAAAGAAGGCGGAAGCGAUGGACCAGAGUGAACACGAGGACUCGGAUGUGGAAAUGACGGACGUGUGGGAGGAUACAGACGAGACAGACGAGACAGAACGCGAGUGGUUCGACGAGCUAGAAUGGUUCUCCGACAUGCACUGGCGGGCGGAGGAAGAAAUCAGCGCACGAAUCAAAAAAUGGAAAGGACACAACCAGUCGUUGAUCAAGAAGCUGCACAGAGACGUCGCUAAUUUUGAUCGAUAUUUCGAGAAGAAUGAAAUGCUCAAAAUCCGCUUCCACAAGUUCCUAGCCGCGCGAUGGGAGGACCCGAGUCGAGACGGCCUAGAUAUCGACUUGAGACCGGCAAGCUCGUCAUAUGGAAAAUUUAGGGACGAGAUCCGAGACCUGUACUCUAUCAAGGCAGAUCCCGAGCUCGGUCAGUGUAUCGACCUUCUCAGGCAUGUCGCAGCCGUGUGUGAGUAUAUGCAGUGGCUUCAAGAAGAGAAGAGACGAUCCGAGGAAGAGAACGAGGGAGAGGGAGAGCAGCGGCAGGAUGAGGAGGAGGAGGAGGAUGAUGAUGAUGAUGAGGAGGAGGAGGAGGACCCUCGGCUUGAACACCUGAAGGGAACGCUUGAAUACUUCAUGUUGAAGCGAAGACACUUUAGGAUUGCUGCAGGUAUCACAACUCGGUCUAAGGUUUGCAGGGCCUUUUUACAAGAGACCAAGUGGGACUAUGAGUACUCCCUUUGGUUUUUUGAAACGCCAGUGUGCCUAAUUGAGAUGGACGACACCCUGAGACGAUGGAUUUUUGGGCUCCAGGCCUAUAUGGAGCACGUGAAAGCAGAAGAACAUAUUUACUACAGGCAAUGGUGGGGCGAAGCUGUGAGCGUUGUCACGAUUCAGAUGUUCGUGCAGCAUAAGUUCGCGGAAGACGACAAGGCACGGACACGCAUAGAGGCAAAGGCGCUUAAGGUAAUUUCGACGUUGGAGGAGACGAUGAAGAAGAUGGACCCCCAAAAUCCAGAGCCUGUGACACCAGCGGAGAUCGAGUCAUGGGGAAAGGCGCAGGCAGAGUUGGAUAAGCUGAACGCAAAGCUGGAAGAAAUGGCAAAGAUGGCCCCGUGGAGGGUGAUGUGGGAGGAAGCCAAUGCAGAAUGGAAGGUUCAAAUGGAAAACAUGAAGCUUGAUAAGUGGAUGAAAAAAUUGGUCAAGGAGUUGGUUAAGCAAGGGGCUAUAGAGAAAUACUUCUAG